AUGUCGUUGUUUGAUCCUCUAGGGUUGGUGUCGCCGAUAACUGUGCGGGCUAAACAGCUAUUACAGGAGGUGUGGCGACGCGGCACCGAUUGGGACGACCCGAUCGACGACGAACUGUCCGCCGCCUGGGUGAACUGGCUCACCCAUUUGAAGCAACUCAGCGGCGUAACAGUGCCGCGCUGCUAUCCCGGCUACUCCCGAGCGAGAAAACUCCAACUCCACGUGUUCACCGACGCCAGCGAGUCAGCCUACGCGACCGCGCUCUACUGGCGCGCCGAGGACGACGACGGACGAGUCACAGUCACGUUACUGGCGGCCAAGGCAAAGGUAGCUCCACUCAAAUUAACCUCCAUACCACGGCUUGAACUACAGGCAGCUGUACUCGGCGCACGGAUGGCUGCGAGUGUGACACAGGAGCACUCCAGGCAGCCAGAAUCCACGACCUACUGGACCGACAGCAAGACAACACUGUGCUGGAUCAGGACGGGAGCCAGGUCGUACAAGCCCUACGUAGCGCAUCGAAUCGCCGCGAUAGAAGAACACACACAGGCGAAUCAAUGGAGAUGGGUGCCUACGCGCUACAACGUUGCCGACGACGCUACGCGCGACGUUCCCGACAACUUCACGCGGGAACACAGGUGGUUCAACGGACCAGAGUUCCUCCGCGACCCGCCCGAACUAUGGCCUGCGGAGGAAACACAGCUGAGCACCGACACGGGUGAGGAAAGAGUGAACACUGUUACAGAGCGUCGGGAGAAACAGUACAAGGAAGUCCUGCCCGACGUGAAUCGAUUCUCAAAUUGGAAUCGCUACGUUAGAGCUGCCGCCCGCGUACUACAAGCAGUACAACGCUUCAAACAACGCGUCAACACGGUCCAUUACAAGAGGACCAAGGCGGCCGCAAGCGAGAAUCCGGAUUGGAGGCGCAACGAAGCCGCGAAAAAUGCGGCGAAACGAGUCGUACAAGCACCGGAGGAGCGAUUUGUGACGCUCCCAGCCGAGUUGCAAGAAGAGGCCGAGCGCAUAAUCAUAAAGGCGAGUCAGGAGGCCGCCUUCGAGGGAAAAACUACGCUCACUCGAAAAGGAAAACCCGUGUCAAAAGAAAGCAGGUUGUACGCUUUGAGUAUAACAUUUAUUAACGAACUCAUUUGCCUCGACAGCAGAAUUUCAGCCGCCGCGGGAGUAAGCGCCGCAACAAAGAACCCUCCGAUCGUCGAUGGCGAACAUCGGGCGACGAAACUGUGGGUGGAACAUGUCCACACACAACUCCACCAUGCAGGCGUGGAGAGCGUCGUCAAUUACUGUCGGCAGCACAAAUGGGUCAUUCGACUGCGCCCGACGGUCAAGGCGGUGGUCAGGAGCUGCUUCAAAGUGCCGCCAGAGGGCGGCCACUCCACCGCAACCGAUAACGGGAGACUUGCCUCCCUGUCGACUGGCGCAUCAUCACCGGCCGUUUACAUACACCGGUUUGGACUAUUUCGGCCCGCUCACAGUCACCGUGGGCCGGAGUAA
This is a messenger RNA of Manduca sexta (tobacco hornworm), 1512 nucleotides long. RefSeq lists its product as uncharacterized. The record is from RefSeq and is a predicted model, not a curated record. The transcript has a single exon. The coding region runs from base 1 to 1512 and encodes 503 amino acids. Lineage: Eukaryota; Metazoa; Arthropoda; Insecta; Lepidoptera; Sphingidae.